Molecule: messenger RNA, 1088 nt
Organism: Lepus europaeus (European hare)
Lineage: Eukaryota; Metazoa; Chordata; Mammalia; Lagomorpha; Leporidae
Gene: NECAB1
Product: N-terminal EF-hand calcium binding protein 1
Exons: 13
Coding region: 1-1059 (352 amino acids)
Biological process (GO): regulation of amyloid precursor protein biosynthetic process
Cellular component (GO): cytoplasm
Molecular function (GO): calcium ion binding
Source: RefSeq, a predicted model, not a curated record
AUGGAGGAUUCCCGGGAGACGUCGCCGUCCUCCAACAACUCCUCGGAGGAGCUGAGCUCUGCCCUGCGGCUGUCCAAGGGCAUGUCCAUCUUCCUCGACAUACUGAGGAGAGCAGACAAAAAUGAUGAUGGAAAAUUAUCCUUUGAAGAAUUCAAAGCAUAUUUUGCGGAUGGCGUUCUCAGCGGAGAAGAAUUACAUGAGCUCUUCCAUACCAUCGAUACCCAUAAUACUAACAAUCUUGACACAGAGGAACUAUGCGAAUAUUUUUCUCAGCACUUGGGCGAGUAUGAGAAUGUACUAGCAGCACUUGAAGAUCUCAAUCUUUCCAUCUUAAAGGCAAUGGGAAAAACAAAGAAAGACUACCAAGAAGCCUCCAAUCUGGAACAAUUUGUAACUCGAUUUUUAUUGAAGGAGACUAUGAAUCAGCUGCAGUCUCUCCAGAAUUCCUUGGAAUGUGCCAUGGAAACUACAGAGGAGCAAACUCGCCAAGAAAGGCAAGGGCCGACCAAGCCAGAAGUCCUGUCAAUCCAGUGGCCUGGAAAACGAUCAAGCCGCCGAGUCCAGAGACACAACAGCUUCUCCCCGAACAGCCCUCAGUUUAAUGUCAGUGGUCCAGGCUUGCUGGAGGAAGACAACCAGUGGAUGACCCAGAUAAAUAGACUCCAGAAAUUAAUUGACAGACUGGAAAAGAAGGAUCUCAAACUUGAACCACUAGAAGAAGAAGUUAUUGAAGGAAACACUAAAUCUCACAUCAUGCUGGUGCAGCGUCAGAUGUCGGUGAUAGAAGAGGAUCUGGAAGAAUUCCAGCUUGCCCUGAAACACUAUGUGGAGAGUGCUUCCUCCCAGAGUGGAUGCCUGCGCAUUUCUAUACAGAAACAUUCAAAUGAAUCUCGCUACAUGAUUUACGAGUUCUGGGAGAAUAGUAGUGUGUGGAAUAGCCACCUCCAGACGAAUUAUAGCAAGACAUUCCAAAGAAGUAAUGUGGAUUUCUUGGAAACUCCAGAACUCACAUCUACUAUGCUUGUUCCUGCUUCAUGGUGGAUCCUGAACAACAAUUAGAUGUUCCUAAGACAUUUUCUUUAUGGUCC